CCAGUUCUUAAAGAUGGCUUCACACAUGUAGGAAAGGAGAGAUUCUGAACAUCUGAACAUGGCUUUGUCACUGUGGACGUGUGGAGCGUUUCUCAGUGCGAUCUGUGUCUCGGUGCAGUUCGCUGUAAGCGGGCUGGAGGCUGGAUCAGGUCCAGACUGCGGCUGCAGUUCUCUGAACAGAGAACCGAGCGAGGGAAAACAUCCGAGCUGCGAAAAUCCGGCAGAUAAAUACUCUGCAGUAGUAAAUGAAAAAUCAUCAGACCAUGGCACGCUCAGCAAGAUGGUGCUGCUGCAGGGCAGUUGGUUCCUGAUGGGUACAGAUGAACCAGGGAUACCUCAGGAUGGGGAGGGGCCUCAGAGGAGGGUGUGGCUUGAUCCUUUUCACAUUGAAGAGCAUGAGGUCACAAAUAAGCAGUUUCAACGCUUUACUAACCAAACAGGCUAUGUGACAGAGGCGGAGCGUUUUGGAGACUCCUUUGUGUUUGAGGGAUUGCUAAGUGAAGACAUCAAGAGUACUCUGUCUCAUGCGGUUGCUGCUGCUCCCUGGUGGUCACCUGUGAAAGGAGCAGAUUGGAGACACCCAGAGGGUCCAGAUUCAGACAUAGCAGACAGGAUGGAUCACCCUGUACUGCAUGUGUCAUGGGCUGAUGCUCAGGCCUACUGUCAGUGGGCUCAGCGCAGACUGCCCACAGAGGCUGAGUGGGAGUUUGCCUGCAGGGGGGGACUGCAGAACAGGAUGUAUCCAUGGGGGAAUAAGCUUAUGCCCCGAGGACAGCAUUAUGCGAACCUGUGGCAGGGAAAUUUCCCUAAUCACAACACAGCAGAGGACGGAUACUCUAAAGCAUCACCGGUGAUGUCAUUUCCUGCAAAUGGUUUUGGACUGUAUGACAUGGUGGGGAAUGCAUGGGAGUGGACGGCAGACUGGUGGAAUGUUCAUCACACAAGAGAUCACUCACGCAACCCGAAAGGACCAGAAACAGGAACAGACAAAGUGAAGAAAGGAGGCUCCUAUAUGUGUCACAAGUCAUACUGUUACAGGUACCGGUGUGCUGCCCGAAGUCAAAACACUCCUGACAGCUCUGCCUCUAACCUGGGCUUCCGCUGUGCAGCUGACCCGUAACUGUAACUGUGACCUCUGACCUCUCACGUGCCUCACUGUUCUUCACACUGUCAUUGUCAAUGGGACCUCACUGCGAGACCUUUUUACUAUUUUAUAAAAUGUGUUUUUAUCUAAAUAAAAUAUUUAAGGUG
Messenger RNA from Colossoma macropomum (tambaqui), 1251 nucleotides. It is a transcript of the gene sumf1, whose product is annotated as sulfatase modifying factor 1. The coding region runs from base 59 to 1120 and encodes 353 amino acids. NCBI's taxonomy places the organism in Eukaryota, Metazoa, Chordata, Actinopteri, Characiformes, Serrasalmidae. The record is from RefSeq and is a predicted model, not a curated record. The transcript is spliced from 9 exons. Gene Ontology annotation, cellular component: endoplasmic reticulum.